Molecule: messenger RNA, 1143 nt
Organism: Lachancea lanzarotensis
Lineage: Eukaryota; Fungi; Ascomycota; Saccharomycetes; Saccharomycetales; Saccharomycetaceae
Gene: CDC43
Product: LALA0S03e01508g1_1
Exons: 1
Coding region: 1-1143 (380 amino acids)
Biological process (GO): protein geranylgeranylation
Cellular component (GO): CAAX-protein geranylgeranyltransferase complex
Molecular function (GO): CAAX-protein geranylgeranyltransferase activity
Source: RefSeq, a predicted model, not a curated record
AUGGCACUAGCUGAUAUUGAUGCUAAGCGGUUUCCCGUUCAGAAACACCAAAAAUACUUUGAACGACAUCUUUUGAUCCUGCCUUCUAAGUAUCAAGACAAUGAGCCAAACAAACUUGCCAUAGUGGCUUAUUCACUGAUAGGACUGAAUAUCCUGGGCAUUGACACCUCCAAAAAGUACCAAAAUAGCAAAGCAUGGCUCCUCAAACAUCAGCAGUGUGCUCGGUACGACGGUUUCUCAAUUGCUGGUUUUAUACCUAGCAUCUCGAUUCACAUUGAAGAAAAUCCAUCAUUUAGCCUGAUGAGUACACUUUUCGGGCUCUGGUGUAUUAUAUGUCUCGAGGAAGAUGGUUUGGAUUCAUAUCAUGAGGAAUUGGACGUUGCAGGAAUAUGCCGAUUUGUAUCGAAGUGCCAGAGCGAAAAUGGUUCGUUCGUAUCCAGCUUUGAUACCUUAGCUUCUGGCAGAAUUUUGGCCUCUUCGAUUGAUCCAACCGAUCUCAGAUAUGCCUACGCUGCCGUAACAAUCCUAUAUCUGAUGGGAUGCCGAAACACACAAGAUUUUGGUCGUUACAUCUCCGUAGAAAAGCUUAUGGUCUUCAUUAACGCGCAGGCGUGUGGCAGUGGAUUUGGUCAGUACGGUGAGCCUCAUGCAGGGCUAACCUCUUGUGCACUUUCUAUUCUAGAUAUGUUAGGCGACCAAUGGAGCACAUUGCCCUCUCCAUUCUUCGAACGGACCAUAGAUUGGUUGUUGCACCGCCAGGUAUCUAGUCAAGGCAGUAUGACUCUAAUGACGAAUAGUAAUGAAUGUUACGAUAUCGAUGACCACGGCGGAUUUCAAGGCAGGGAGAACAAAUUCGCAGAUACGUGCUAUUGUUUCUGGUGUUUGAAUUCCUUGAAUAUCCUCCAAAAACGAAUAGAAACCAAAUUUGACCGUGGUGAUAUCCUCUCAGAAUACUUGUUGGAAAAGACACAAAGCAAGCUGCUAGGAGGAUUUGCCAAGAACAACGAAAACGAUCCUGAUCUUUAUCACAGCUGUCUAGGAUUGGCAGCUCUCGCGUUGAAUUCUGGGGAAUUCGACGGUACAGUGUUUUUACCUAAAAGACUCUCACGACGUAUCAGGAUGGAAGCAGAGGUGGGAACAUGA